UUUACUGAACAAGUAAUAUUAAUUUUACAGUAUAAUUUUUCUGUGGUAAUUAUACUCAAUCAUAUAAUUUAUUAAAUGGCUUCAAAUAGUGGCAUAGAUAUCAUAAAAGCGGAAGACGAAUCGGAUGACGGUGUUUACAUCAGACCAACAAAGAAAAAAAUAAUGACAUCUCAAAUUGUAACAAAUGAUGAAUUAACUAAUUUAAUUCAAGAACGUUUGGCUAAUCGACGUACUGGUGAACGUACAGAAUUUGCUAAUCAAUUGGCCAGAAAAUUAAUUAAAAAAUUACAUGAUAAAGAUGAAAAAAUUCGAAAAAUUAAAGGUAAAAAGAGAAGAGGAGUUGUGGCCGAAAUUAAAGACGAAAAAAGUGGUCAUUUAAACAUGAAAGUUGUUAAGGAAAAAGUUGUUGAUGAAUCUGAUACAUUUGAUGAUUCUGGUUCAGAUGAUGCUCCACCUGUUAUGCAAAAAAAACCUGUGAAGAAAAAACGUGAGGUAUCUAAUAUGACUGGUAAAGAAAUGGCAAUGACAAUUUUAAAUUGCAAAAAAAUAUUAGAAGAAAAUAAGUCUACAAUAGAUAAAAAAGUUGCAAAUAAAUUUACAUCUACACUUAAAUCACGAUUAGCUAAUAAGUUAAAAAAAAAUAAUAAUCGUAUAAGCAAGUAAUAAGUACU
This is a messenger RNA of Sipha flava (yellow sugarcane aphid), 671 nucleotides long. RefSeq lists its product as uncharacterized. The transcript has 6 exons. Bases 76 to 663 code for a protein of 195 amino acids. The record is from RefSeq and is a predicted model, not a curated record. NCBI's taxonomy places the organism in Eukaryota, Metazoa, Arthropoda, Insecta, Hemiptera, Aphididae.